AUGUCACAAACAGUUUAUCAAGCCAAUGGGAAACCAUUAUCACAAACCGCCCUUUAUCAACAAAGAUUAAGACAAGGCGUCUACCAGUCCCCUAGCAACGUAUCGGUCGGAGUGAACACCAAUGCUUCAGAUACGGCGGCGUUGUUGGCUGCUUCGUCAGAUUUGACGGUCAAACCAUCGUACGAACGUACAAUUGCACAGGAUGCCCACACGGCAGCGCUCCUGGCCAAGAGGGAUGAGGCCAGUCUUUGGACUCGAGACGACGAAGCCAGAACGGCCACGAUGAAAAGUAUGGGCAGCGGCUACACAGGCGUCACAGGAGCUGUGAACGGGGGGUCGAUUUACAAGGUUGCUACCAAAAAUUCGUCUGGGACGAUGAGCACGAGAUUAGACCCAGUCAAGGACUAUAGACACGGAUUGGCGGCUAAAGGUAGUGCUGCGGCGCUCAACAUCGCUAAGAUCAACCAGGUUGCCACGCAGAAAUCGAGCAAGUCGUUGAACUCGAGAUUCAACCCAGACUUGGACUAUAGAUCGGGAUUAGCCGGCCACCAUCGUCCUGCCGAAUUUUUGGACCAGGAAGAGGAAGAUUUAGCUGCCAGUGGAGCGACAGCUUCGUUGAAGCACGGUGGAUCCACCACAAGCGGUGCUGCGUCGCAAGUCAGGUCCAAGUCGUUCAAAUCUACCGAUGUUGCUUAUGGUAACUUGUUGGUAGCAGCCAAUAACAAGGCACAAGACCGUUUGAAGUCGCUCAAUUCUUCCACUAGCAAAGAUUUCAGACAACAAGCCAAGGAGUAUGCCGGUGCAUUGGCCAUUGCACAAAAGAACAGUGAUGAAAGAAUGAAAAACAACAAGGCCGGUAUGGUUGACUUGGGAGGAGGUUUAACCAUGUCACUUGCAGAUUUAGAUGCCAAGGCGUCGUUGGUGGUUGGUCCAGUGUUGUCUGAUAUUGAAAGCAAAGCUGUUGCUCAAAGAGAAGCUGAUGAACAAACCAAGACGAAACAUGCCAAAUUGGUCGGUCUUCACCAAAAGUCGAAGCAAGAAGAACAUGCCCGUAAAGAAAGAGAAAGAAAGGAGAUUGAGAAGGAAAAGAACGCAAGACUCACUGCUAAUGAAGAGAGAAAGAAGGAUGAAGAUAACAAAUAUGUUGAGUACCAAGCGUCCAGAAAUGAAGAAGUUGAAAGUAAGGUUGGUGAAUUAAAGGCUUUGGAAUUGAAAUAUGCCGAAGAAAAGGAAAACUUAUUAGCUGAGAAACAAGAGAACCAAGACCGUAUAGAUGCUGAAGAGAAGGAAUUAAAUGAUAACCGUAGUAAGGAAUUGAAGGAAUUGCAAGCUGAAAAAGAUGAAAUUUUGAAACCAACUUUGGACGAAUUGGAAGAAGAAAAUACCAAAUUAGAAGCAAUCGUCAACUCCAAGAAAGAAAUUUCUGAAGAAGUCGAGAAGCUGAAGGCUUUGAAUGAGGAAUAUGACUCCAAAUUGGCCGAAUUGACCAAUAACUUAGAAAAGGUUAAAAUUGAAAUUGAAGAAUACACCAUGGAGUUGGAAUUAGCGACUCAAAAGCACGAAGAAACCUCAAAGGAAACCGAUAACUUACGUCAAACCUCCAUUGAUGAGUUGAAGCAAGCAGAAGAUUCCCACAAGGAAUUAGACUCCAAGAUAAGCGAAUUAGACGCAACCAAGAGUAAGCAUUUAGAAGAUAAAGUAUCCCAAAGAAAAGAUAUCGAAUCCAAACUUGAUGAAAGAGUUAAGAACGAGCAUGAAAUUAAUAAAGAAUUACCAGAACAUUUACAAAAGGAUAUUGAUGAAAAUAAAUUAAGAGAUACUGGCUCUUUAUUUGAUGAACCUAAAUUUGAGGAUGACGAAGAAGAUGAAGCCGAAACCCCUCAACCCGCAAAAUCUAAGUCCGUAGGAGUUUCUGGUGUGAAAGAAAUUCCGUUAGUAGAUGACAAGGAAUUAGAGACUGGUGCCGUUGUUCCAGGUAAAUCUAAGUCAGAAACAAAGGCAAAAGACACGGAAAAAAAAAGUAAGUCAACUGCCGGUACUGCUGGCAAAGAAUCGAAGAAACCCGAACCAAAGACCUCUAAUGCAAAGUCACCAACCAAGGCUAAACCUGCUUCUACUAAUGAAUCGCCAAAGAAAGCUAGUGGUUUCAAGAGAUUCACCAAGUACUUCUCUGGUUCCCCACAAGAACCACCUGCAUCAACUAAGAAGGCGGAACCAAAGUCUACCAAAAUAGAUGACAAGACCAAAUCCGCCAAGGACACCGCUAAGGAUGCAACCAAGGACACUAAAUCAUCCUCAGCUAAAGAUACUUCAAAGAACGAGUCAAAGACUGUAGCCAAGGACUCAUCAAAGGAUAGCUCGAAAGUUGCUGACAAAAAGGACGAAAAGUUAGCCAAGAACGAAUCUGAAGGAAGUGGUGUAGAUAUUGAUGAUCUUUCUUCUAGUAAGAAUCAGGGUGGGGUCUUCAAAGAGGAAAUUUAA
Molecule: messenger RNA, 2481 nt
Organism: Debaryomyces tyrocola
Lineage: Eukaryota; Fungi; Ascomycota; Pichiomycetes; Serinales; Debaryomycetaceae
Source: the annotation of a GenBank genome assembly